Molecule: messenger RNA, 1376 nt
Organism: Tauraco erythrolophus (red-crested turaco)
Lineage: Eukaryota; Metazoa; Chordata; Aves; Musophagiformes; Musophagidae
Source: RefSeq, a predicted model, not a curated record
AAGGCAAGUCCCUCUGCCACAAUGAGUUCUGAACAUGAAGAAAUUGAUGUUGCAAAAACUGUUGUCAAUGGGCUGAGCAGCAAUGGACAAGAAAAAGAAACAGAUCCCACUAGAGUCUGUAGUGGAAAAGGAGCUGUGACCCUUCGGGCAUCUCCAGCCUAUGAAGAGAAUCAGAAUAUCACUUCGCCAUGUCCUCAGGAUGUUGAACAGCCUGAAAAUGAUUGGAGGUCAUCAUCUAACACUGAUGCCAAUGGGGAUGCCCAACCAUCUUCUCUGGCUGCCAAGGGUUAUAGGAGUGUGCGUCCGAACCUUUCCUCAGACAGCAAGCCGCAGGAUGCCACUGCCACCAGCACAGCUCAGCCUGGGGUUAUAGUAGUCCCCCUCCUCCAGGUUAAUCCAGACAGACAGCAAGAAGGCAGCUCCAGCACUCCACCACCACCUCUGGUUCCUUUUGGGCAAGGCUCCGUAUUCCCUGAGACUGUUUCUCCUGGCUCACCCUUGACUUUUCCGACUCUAGACGAUUUCAUUCCCCCACAUCUCCAGAGGGGUUCCCACCACAACCAAGCACCCUCUGCAUCCGGCACGUUACCCUCUGUUUACCCGAAACUGCCAUUCUUCUCAUCACCACCUUCACUUGCCCCUCCAGUCACGGGGGCUUUGCACAGGGGCUUGAAGCCUGAAAUCACUGGAGUCAUCUCACGUACAGACCCAGGUCCUGUGCUAAAUGAAGUGCCCCAGACUGGCACUGGCACUGACUAUCCAACCUCCUUCACUUCAAUCAACAAGUCUUCCUCUGCCUAUCCCUCUACCACAAUCGUCAAUCCCACUAUUGUUCUCUUGCAGCACAAUCGAGAACAGCAAAAAAGGCUUAGUAGCCUGGCAGAUUCAGUGCCAGACAGACUAGUUUCUGAUAAAGUUGAUUCAGCACUCAUACGGGACAAGCCGGUUCAGGAUACAGUGCCAAGUGAGAAGAGGGCAAUGGAGGAGAAGAGAAACAUUGUUAAGAGCCCUCAGUACAUGGCUGAUACCUCCGUUGAUGACAUUGGCAUUCCACUGAGGAAUACUGACAGAUCGAAGGACUGGUACAAGACGAUGUUCAAACAGAUCCAUAAGCUGAAUAGAGACACUCCUGAAGAAAACCCUUAUUGCCCUACCUACAUAUUUCCUGAACUUCCUGAAAUCCAGCAAAAAACUGAAGAUGAAGAUUCUGAUUCAUAUUCUCCUCGUUAUUCCUAUUCUGAGGACAGUAAAACUCAGCUUUCAGUUCCCCGCUCCAAGAGUGAGAUGGACAAUAUUGAUUCAGAGAAGGUUGUUAAGAGAUCUGCCACUUUGCCACUGCCAAACCGUGCUUCAUCGCUGAAAUCAAGCCCAGAAAG